GUAUUCUGUCUAAUCCAUCACCUUUAUUGACUUUAAAUGUGAGCAAAAUAAUAAAGUAAAAAUAAUUCAUUACAUCGUGACAGUAUAGAUACCAGUGUAGAUGAGUUGUUAGUUUUCUAUAUUUGAGCCUGUAUAUACAUGUGUAGAGAGCAUUUUGGAACAAAAAGUUUAUUUACAUAACCAAUUAGAUGGAACUCACAACUAUUCCAACUUUUCUUGAUAACGUGGCGAAUGGCCUCUCUACUUCAACAGCCUCCUAUACUUCUUCCAUACAUAAAUCAGCAGGCAUAAGAUUUUCAUGGUAUGACUACUUAAUUUUCUGCUUCUUAAUAUUAAUUAGUUUGGGAAUAGGAAUUUAUUUUGGAUGUUUUGGGAAGAAGCAAAAUGUGAAAGAUUAUUUAUUAGCAGGAGGAAACAUGAAAGUUUUUCCUGUGGUUGUAUCAUUAGUUGCAAGUCAUACUUCAGGAAUAACGUUACUAGCACUUCCAGCAGAAGUCUACAGCUUUGGAGCAAAUUAUUGGCUCUGUGUCAUAUGUCUUUACAUAGUACCUGUAAUAACUGUGUACGUUUUCCUUCCAGUAUUUUACAAACUGCAGCUAACAAGUACGUACGAAUAUUUAGGAAUACGAUUCGAUAAGAAAACAAGAAAGCUGGCAUCUGUAUUAUUCACUAUUUCUGUCUUUUGCUUAGUACCUAUUGCCACAUAUAUUCCAGCUAUGGCGUUUUCAUCUGCGACUGGCUUGAAUCUGCAUAAAGUAGUCCCAGUUAUUUGUGGCACUUGUAUUUUCUACACUGCAAUCGGAGGACUCAAGGCUUUGGUAUGGUCCGACACUCUACAGUUCUCAGCAACUCUUGGAGCACUAUUAACAAUAUUGAGUCUUGGUUUGUAUAAAGUAGGCGGUAUAGGAAAAGUAAUGACGCUAGCAUAUUCAACUGACCGGUUGGACCUUUUUGAUUUUGCUUUGGACUUUACAAAAAGAGAUUCCUUUUGGACUAUAGUAAUUGGCUUCACGUUUCAUUGGAUAGCAGUAAUGUCCAUCAAUCAGGGUUGUAUGCAGAAGUUCUUGGCAGUUGGCACUUUUAGGGAAUCUAAAUGGGUUGCCUUUUUAUAUUGCUCCGUUGGAAUGGCUGGAGUAAAAUCUAUCAGCAUUCUGAGUGGAUUAACCAUGUAUACCCACUAUGCAGAUUGCGAUCCUUUAAAGUCUCAUAAAAUACGACAUAACAACGAGAUAUUUCCUUACUUUGUUCUGGAUGUGGCCGGUAAAAUUCCUGGAUUAUCUGGAUUAUUUAUUGCUGGAGUCUUUUGUGCGUCUUUAAGUGCUCUCUCAUGUAAUUUGAACAGCUUAGCUGGAACCAUAUAUGAAGAUUUUAUCAAACCGAAACUUAGUCCCAAAAAUCAAGAAAAUGCUGGAUAUUUUCUAAAAGGGCUAGUUGUUAUAAUUGGUAUCAUCGGAACCGCUCUUGUUUACAUCGUUGAACAGUUAGGAGGUCUCCUAUCGUUAUCCGUUGGCCUGGGAGGUAUUGCCCAAGGGCCAUUGCUGGGGCUUUUUACAUUAGGGAUGCUAUUUCCAAGAGCAAAUGCAAAAGGUGCUUUCUGUGGAGCUUUGGCCAGUGUAGUAUCAGUUACUGGCUUAGUUUUUGGCGCUUAUUAUCUAAAAUCACAACAUAUUAUUGUUCCGGAAUACAAAACAACAUCCAUUGCUGGUUGUUCAAAUGGAACAGAUUCAAUUUUAGACCAUUUAAUGGGAAAUAGUACAACAACAGAACACAUAGAGACGCCGGCUGCUCUUUCAAUUUUUAAAAUUUCAUUUUAUUGGUAUGCAUUUAUUGGAACAAUGCUAUGUAUUGUUAUAGGUCUAACCAUAAGCUACCUUUCAGAAGAACAACAUCCCCCAAUAGCCCGUGAACUUUUAUCUCCUGUCAUAUAUAAUAUAAUAGAUGAAAAAUACGUAGACAAAAUGAUUUCCGAUUACGAACAGGUAAGCAUGGAUUUGGAUGGAAAACAUUCAGGAGAAAGAAGGAUGUCUAGAUGGGAAGAAAAUAGACAAGAAAGGCUGAGAAAAGCGUCGUAUGUUUCGGAACACAUUGAAUGUUGAUGCCUACCUUUACUAUCUUUUGUGUUUCGAUAUUGUGAUAAAUUAUAGUCAAACUAGAACGUCUAUAAAUAUUAUAUGUAGAUAUAUUGUUGUAUAUAUUGCUGUUAGAAGUAAUAUUUUGUAUAUACUAGUAGAAAUUAAAUUAUUUUUUAUAUCAACA
Diabrotica virgifera virgifera (western corn rootworm) is the source of this 2256-nucleotide messenger RNA. RefSeq names its product sodium-coupled monocarboxylate transporter 1-like. The record is from RefSeq and is a predicted model, not a curated record. Gene Ontology annotation, molecular function: symporter activity. Gene Ontology annotation, cellular component: membrane. The transcript is spliced from 10 exons. NCBI's taxonomy places the organism in Eukaryota, Metazoa, Arthropoda, Insecta, Coleoptera, Chrysomelidae. Gene Ontology annotation, biological process: sodium ion transport; transmembrane transport. The coding region runs from base 189 to 2096 and encodes 635 amino acids.